AUGGGAAAGCUGGCGAAGUUCUUUAGUAGAUUUUCGGUGGAUAAGUUCCCAAAAGAAAGUCAGGGACGCCGUCUCAAUGAAGUUCGACCCGAAAAUAACUCUAAACAGACACGUAAGGAAUCACCACCAUCAAUACCCCGUGGACCACCAUCCGAAGGGGCAAUGAGGGCUGCUGACGCAGCACUUAGUCGAAUCGCAGCGAAGCAAGUUCCGUCAAAAACGCCUAUACAGCGCAGGGUGGAAGCUGAAAGUGCCCGUAUGAAGAAACAGAUGGAGGAGGCUGAGGCCUUAGCCAGUCGGUUCAGCAAAAGUGCGGUCACUUGCGAUGCUGGGGGUCCAUUAAAAAAGGUCACAUUCUCGUGCCCUAGACUCCUUGGUGACAGCGUUCGAGGCACUUAUGCCGAGGUAGACACCUUGAUUGAGCAAGAGCUUCUUGAAGAAUCCGAGCAUGAUCCAGCUGGCGCCUACACUUUGCUCAUUAUUCGAAGCAUCGAGUCUAGCCAAUAUCCGACUGGUGUCGAUGCAAACGAUACAUCUGUCCCCAGUAUUCAGACUUUUCGCGAUAAGCGAAAGCAGAACUUUAUCACCAUAAUUCGCAAUUUAAUUGAGAACCCCGAAAAGGAGAAUUUUCGCCGACUACGAAUGGGUAACAAGUCAAUAGCGGAUCUUCUGGAGCUGAAGUUUGCGGUCAACUUCUUUGAGACCUGCGGGUUUAUACAAAGGGAGCAACCAACUAAUUCCGAGGCGGAUGCACCAAUGGAGAGGUACUUAGUCUUCCCGGCAGCACCGACUGAAGAGCAAUUGUACCACUUAAAAAGUAUGCUUAGUCUCCUUGAGUCUGGCGAACUUAUUGCACCGAGGAUUAACCGUGAUACAACUAUUCUUCAGGCGAGCGAGAACGAGGUGCGCGACCUGGCGAAGGAGGAACUGCCAGCAGAAUUCUUCCUUGUCUCGCGCGACGACCUGCGACGGUGGAAUGAGGAGCUGCAGCGCAUGGAGAAGGAAAAAGUACUUCUCACCAAGGCUAUGCGCGAGCGCCUCAAGUCGCGCGACCGCCGUCUCUACCGCUAUGCCCUCAUCCGCGUCCGACUGCCUCACAACAACAUCAUGAUUCAGGGUACAUUUAUGUCGACGGAGACGGUUAAUGAUGUCCGAUUUUGGGUGAGCAGUUGCCUGGCGGAUCAGGGCCUUGAGUACAGCCUAUGGGCACCGCCGGGACAAAUUUCCUCGAUCACAGCGGGCAGUGGAAGUCGCCCAGCGACAGCGCGAGUCCUGCUGGACGACUGCGAGCCUACAGCGAGCCUCGUGGACCUCGGUCUGGCCCCCAGCGCCAUUCUCACCCUUGGGGUGAAAUCGGUGACUGCCCAAGCAAUAGCCAUCCGGCUUCUACCGGAGUUGGAGCAUCAGAUUAUCCCUCUGCAAUAG
Messenger RNA from Echinococcus granulosus, 1425 nucleotides. RefSeq names its product UBX domain-containing protein 6. Gene Ontology annotation, cellular component: cytoplasm. Lineage: Eukaryota; Metazoa; Platyhelminthes; Cestoda; Cyclophyllidea; Taeniidae. Bases 1 to 1425 code for a protein of 474 amino acids. The record is from RefSeq and is a predicted model, not a curated record. The transcript has 6 exons.